Molecule: messenger RNA, 3373 nt
Organism: Dreissena polymorpha
Lineage: Eukaryota; Metazoa; Mollusca; Bivalvia; Myida; Dreissenidae
Exons: 4
Coding region: 2723-3373 (216 amino acids)
Source: RefSeq, a predicted model, not a curated record
AGUUGAUGGGACCCUUGAUUUUGAAGUUACAACAGAUGCAAUGGCGGCCUUUUACUGAUUUAUCAACACCUAUUCCACUUAUCAUUACAAAUGAAACCAAACUGACAUAAUUACUCGGUUAAUGAGACUGAAUGCAACGAUAGCAGUGAUUGACUCGCUGUCCAUUCACAAUGAAGCAGAGAGAUUUAACGACACAACGACAUCAGAGAUAAGAGAUAUCGAUAUUUCUUCUGUACCGCCCUUAACAGCUUCAACUCUUUCGCCAGUGACCAGUCUAGAAACAACACAAGAAAUGACGUCCACAUCAUUGCUGAGAGACGCAACGUCAACACCAAACGCAGUUUCUACGGAUUUCACUCAAAGUACAAUUAAGAAAAGUCUUCACCUGUUGAUCAAACACAAACUAUUACGUCUGAGUACUCGCAAACAACAUCAGCGAUUUUGGCGGCAAAUGAAUCAACCACAGCAGGGACAUCGAAUACGACUUCAAUGACAGAUACUGUAACUGAUUCGAGCUUUUUUCAGGUUCCUUGAGCACGUCAGUAGACUUUCAAGACUUUUUUACAACUGACUCCGUAGGCGCACUUUCUCUCACAGACAAAUCGACUGGUGAAUCCCGUAUUGCAGAUACCAACCCAGGCACGCUAGGAUAUGUAACAACAGAUGUAGUAAAAGUGAGAGAUGAACUAUCAACAAGAAGCUUCGUUGAAGAAACAUCAACUAUUCCUACCACUGGAACAUAUACUUCUACCCGUAAUAUAACAAUUGCAUCAGUCGGUAGAUGUUGUAACAUCAAAAGGUGAUUUUCAAAAACUGAUAUUUCUCAAAUAAGUGCCGGUUUAUCUACUUCAGAUAUGCCAGUACUUAAUAGAACUAGAAAAGAAGACGUGGAUAAAAGCCUUGAUUAUUGGGACCCAAGUCUCGCAACAGAUAUACCUAUAAUCGAUGAAUAUACAAGAACUGUAGGAUCAACCGAAGUAAUGAAAUCAUUACAAACGAAAGAGGGAACGCCAUAUACAGAUACGUUAAUAACUAGUACAAGUGCAUUAGAUAUUUUAAAAGAUAAUACAGAUCAAGCCAAUCAAACCACUUUAGCCACCAAUAUUAUUCCAAAUAUAACUGAAAAUAUUGCCAUUUCUAUCGCCAACGAAACAACCAGUACAUUUACAACUGAUACACCGAACACUACUACUGGACAUACAGAUAUAUCAUCAGAUUUUGUUGUCACUCAAACAUUACUUGUUACAGAGAAAGUGGCAAGUAGCACCGACAAUUACACAGGACCAAUUUUGAAUCAAACCACAUUGAGCCUACUUUCAACAGAAAGUCAUAUGGUAUCAGAAAGUACUAAACAUGUAGAUCAUGAGACCUCUACGGCAAGAUAUGUAAAUACAAACGUCUCCUCUCCCAUCUAAAAUUGAAACUGCUACUAACAUCUCAGAGCCAGCGUCAACGCAUGCCGUCACCACAGGUUUAGAUUUAACUGAUUACACAACAUCCGUUUAUUCUGAUUCAUCGCUUACUGCAACCGAUAUAUGGGACAUAGGAACUCAGGGAGCGGUCAUUAAUGAAACAUCUGAAACAACGACCAUCUCUUCGUCCGCGGACGCAAUGAACCUUACCUCAGAAAAAACAGUCAUUGAAACAACACAAAGUUCCGCAAUAAAAGCUGCGACACAUAAUUUUACUGCUCGCUUAGAUUUGAAUGAAUCAAUUUUAUCCUCAUCAGAAGCAGCUACCGAAGCAGUUACCCCAAUCGGUACCUUCGCCAAUAACUUCUGAAUCAGCAGACCGACAAAUAAUAAUCACACCUGGGACCACAGAAAGAACACCGGACCGAAGUUUUGAAACCACAACCGUUGUGAAUGUUUCUGAUGCAACUAUCAAUGAAACGAAACAUGCUAAAAUUUCAUUAACCAGUGAUGGAAAUGACACUACACUUACUCAAUUUGCGACAACUAAGACAUAUAAUGUUUCUGAAGAAAUGCCAACUUCCACAUUAGCUGUUAGUCAGGACACUAUUGCUUCAACUUCAUCUAGUGCAAGCCUUCUAAAGGAGUUAACUUCUGAUACACCCUUAAUGUUUGAUAAAACAACAAUGCAACAAUACACCGAAGAAAUGACCACCGUUGCUACAACAUCAAACGAUUUGACACAUAAAAAAACAAACGGAAAAAGUUUUGCCACUGGAGACGGAAUCAAAGACAAAAACCAACGCUUCGUUUGCGGAUGCUUCUUCUGGACUACCUUUGUUUCCGACAAAGAAACGUUACCAACCACAACACUUAUUGUGCCAAGGAAAACAGAUUCGACGGAUAUUGUACUCACCGACUUAACAUCGGAAAUUCCAGGUUUCACCGAUGAACCUAUUAUAACAACACCAAAAAUGGAUUAUACGUUAGCUUCUGCUGAUAAAAAUAUUUCACUGAGUCGUAUGGUAAUUGCAAACAAUUCCGAGGCAGUAAUUGUAGUCAAACAAGUUACCGCAACUGUCAAAGUGCCCUCACAACUGAAAUAAUGCCAAGGACAAAUGUGUUUAUCGAACCUGUUACUGUGUUGAUGCAUACAACUCAGACACCUCUGCCAGUUUUAACAACAGUUUUGACUCAAAACGAUACAUCAACCACCCUUCUAGAUUCAAAAUCUGGCCUUAUAGAGACAAACGGAAACAUCAGUUAAAACCAAGGAAGUGAACACUGUAGUUGACAUUACGGCAGAUAUAAUGUAUUCAGACACGUAUCUCGAUUAUACGACCGUAGCAACGGAUUAUGCUGCAGUGUUUUCGUUGGAAACCAUGGUUUCCGCAAAUCCAAAUAGCAGUGCAAUAUCGGUUGAAUCGUUCAUCACCUCGGGUCAUUCACUGGAAGAUAUAAGCAACGGUUCACUGAGCGACAACACGACCACAACGAUACUUGAUAAGGUCAAAGACCCGUCAAGUGUGUCUCUAAGCGGCACAUUGACAUCAAAUGAUAGUAAACUGCUAGCAGAAAAUGUUACAGCUCGUACGGUCUCUGUUUCUCCUAUAGAGCAAGCCGAAACAAAUAUUACUGACGAAACUUCUGGUACAACAACCGGAGUUAUUGACAUAACAUCCGAUGUUCAAUCAACCAAAAUCCCUGUUCAGCAAACGAUAUCUCCGAAGAAAUCACCGAGUGCCCUUGCUCCUAUCGAAACUUUCGAGUCCAGCGCUAAGUUCCACACAUUCAAUUUUACUGAUGUACUAAAAGAUAACAGUAGCGAAGAGUUCAACAAGAUGGAAACAGAGUUCUGCAAUGCAAUCAAAGACAUGUUCACUGAUCGUGAUUCCACCGGUACGACUCGAAUUCAUGAAUGUGAGGGCAUCGAAUUUAUAUUCACCCGUCGCAGCAAAUGA